Molecule: messenger RNA, 2662 nt
Organism: Phlebotomus papatasi
Lineage: Eukaryota; Metazoa; Arthropoda; Insecta; Diptera; Psychodidae
Gene: Cbp80
Product: nuclear cap-binding protein subunit 1
Exons: 6
Coding region: 148-2535 (795 amino acids)
Biological process (GO): nuclear-transcribed mRNA catabolic process, nonsense-mediated decay; mRNA export from nucleus
Cellular component (GO): nucleus; nuclear cap binding complex
Molecular function (GO): mRNA binding; RNA cap binding; protein binding
Source: RefSeq, a predicted model, not a curated record
GCAGAUGCUGUUUUUAUAGGGUUCACACGAAGUUGACAGCGUCCCUUUGCAAAACAAUUUUUUUAAUCUUUGCCUUUUCCGAGUUUUUCGCGGAAAAUACCUUGCGAAAAGUGAUAAAAGUGCGUGGUAAUCCUGGAAGGAGACACUAUGCUGCGUCGGAGGGGGUAUGAUGAUGAAGAUAUGCCCGAGCGAGGCCGGAAGCGUCGCCGUGUAUCGGAGUCUCAGGAGGUGGAGGAUCGCCUGGAGAGUCUGAUUAUUCGGGUGGGGGAGAAGAGUACAUCGUCCCUUGAGUCGAAUCUCGAGGGAUUGGUGUCUGUGCUUGAGGCGGAUUUGGGGGCAUUCAGGGCCCGGAUUUUGCGCAUUCUCUCAGAUUGUGCCAUCCGGAUGCCGGAGAAGUGUACAAUUUACACGACACUGGUGGGUUUGCUGAAUGCUAAGAAUUAUAAUUUUGGCGGGGAGCUGGUGGAUUACAUUGUCAAGACAUUCAAGUCGAGCCUGAAGAUUUGUCGUUGGGAUGCUGCUCGGUAUUCUUUGAGAUUUUUGGCUGAUUUGGUGAAUUGCCAUGUAAUCUCGGCCACAUCGCUCCUGGCACUGUUGGACAAUAUGGUUGAUGUGUCCAAUGAGGAUACUGUGCCUCAGGUCAGGAGGGAUUGGUAUGUCUUUGCGGUGCUGUCGACACUGCCCUGGGUGGGCAGGGAUUUGUAUGAGAAGAAGGAGACGGCACUGGAGAGUUUGUUGGUGAAAAUUGAGGUUUUCUUGAAUAAGAGAACAAAGAAGCAUCACAAUUCCCUUAGGGUUUGGUCAGUUGAUGCUCCUCAUCCUCAGGAGGAAUAUCUGGAUUGCCUCUGGGCUCAGAUACGGAAAUUGCGUCAGGAUAAUUGGGCGGAAAAGCAUAUUCCUCGGCCGUAUUUGGCCUUUGAUUCAAUUCUGUGCGAAGCCCUUCAGCACAAUUUGCCCGUGAUUCAUCCUCCGCUCCACCAGGAGAGCAAUACCUAUCCCAUGCCCUGGGUCGUUUACAGAAUGUUUGACUACACUGACUGCCCGGAUGGGCCAAUUCUUCCCGGAGCCCAUUCAAUUGAGCGCUUUUUGAUUGAGGAGCAUCUCCAUCACAUCAUUGAGACUUACCACGUCGAGAGGAAGGAUUGUGCUGCCCAUCUCCUGAAUUUCCCGUACAAGAGCAAGAUUCCCCUGGAAUAUUGCAUUGUGGAAGUCAUUUUCGCCGAACUCUUCCACAUGCCAACGCCCAGAUACCUCGAAAUCUGCUACGGAUCCAUUCUCAUUGAACUCUGCAAACUGCAACCGGCUACAAUGCCCCAAGUCCUAGCCCAAGCCACAGAAAUCCUCUUCAUGCGAAUCGAUUCCAUGAACACUUCCUGCUUCGACAGAUUCGUCAAUUGGUUCUCCUACCAUCUCAGCAACUUCCAGUUUCGCUGGUCCUGGGAUGACUGGGACAGCUGCCUCCUCCUCGAACCCGAACAUCCUCGUCCCAAAUUCAUCCAGGAAGUUCUGCACAAAUGCCUCCGACUCUCCUACCAUCAAAUGAUCAAGGAAAUGAUGCCCGAAACAUAUUCCAGGCUCAUUCCCGUGGCCCCGGAACCCAGCUACAAAUACUCAGCCGAGGGCGCCGCUGCUUUACCGGGAACUCCAACAGCUCAUCAGCUGGUGGUAUCAAUCCGUCAGAAAUGCACUCCAGAGGAGGUUCUGGAUGUGCUUAAGGAUCUGCCGAAUCCCAAUGAGAAUGAAGGAGACGGCGGAGACUUCAAUCCUCUGAAGAUUGAUGUCUUCGUGCAGACUCUGCUCAAUCUGGGCUCCAAGAGUUUCUCUCACAGUUUCGCAGCAAUCUCUAAGUUCCAUCAGGUCUUUAAGAGUAUUGCUGAGACGGAGGAAGCUCAGAUUUGUAUUUUGCACAAUUUAUUUGAGCUGUGGAAGAAUCAUCAGCAGAUGAUGUGCGUUCUGGUGGAUAAAUUGCUAAAGCUGCAGAUUGUGGAGUGUUCAGCUGUGGCCACCUGGAUCUUCUCCAAGGAGAUGACUGGGGAAUUCACAAAGAUGUAUUUGUGGGAGAUUCUCCAUUUGACCAUUAAAAAGAUGAACAAACAUGUCAUUAAAUUGGGUACUGAAUUGGGAGAAGCUAAGGAAAAGCUGGCCGGAGAGGAAUCAUCGUCGAGUGAGUCUGAAGAGGAAAGUGCAGCCAAGAAGAAAAAAAUUGAAAUAGCGGACAAACCGACAGAAGAGAUGGUGGAGCGCAUGGAGGAGAAACUGGAGGCAGCCAAUGUGGAUCAGAAGAGACUCUUCCUCAUUGUUUUCCAACGUUUCAUCAUGAUUCUCUCUGAGCACUUGGUGAGGUGUGACACUGAUGGCAAAGAUUACGAUACGGAUUGGUAUCGUUGGACAAUUGGAAGACUUCAGCAAGUUUUUCUCAUGCAUCAUGAACAAGUGCAGAAGUACAGCAGUACUCUAGAGUCGCUCCUUUUCACAUCGGACUUGGAUUCUCACAUCUUAGAUGUUUUCCAUCAAUUCAAUGCGCUUCGAGCAUAAAUUAUUUACAUUAGUUGACAAUGUAUUUUACUUGGUAUUAGUUUAUACGUUCAACAGAAUAUCACUUGAAUGUUCUCAACAAUUAUUUCGAAAUAAAUGGCAAUUCCUCAAUGGUUGAGAAAUCAAA